AUCACUAUUUGCAUCUCUUUGCCUCAAUUUUCAAAUAAUCAAAUGGCACUUCGUAAGGGCUUUGGCUUUUGCACCUUUUAUUUCAUUUUUGCGUUUCUCUCAUCGUUCAGCAUUUGUGCGCGCUCCGAACAGAAACACUCCAACUUCUCUGCUGACGCGGCCUCACAGUGGGGCCCCGCCAGCGCCACGUGGUACGGCGACCCCCACGGUGCCGGCCCCGCUGACAAUGGUGGUGCAUGCGGGUUCAAGAAUGUGAAUCUGCCUCCUUUCUCAUCCAUGACAUCGUGUGGGAACCCAGCCCUCUUUAAAUCGGGAAAAGGAUGUGGCGCUUGCUAUCAGGUGAAAUGCACGAGCCACCCGGCGUGCUCCGGCAACCCGUCGACCCUCGUGAUCACCGACGCGUGCCUCGGCGGAGUCUGCCUCGACGCGCCAUUCCAUUUCGACAUGAGCGGAACGACUUUCGGGUCCAUGGCAAAACCCGGCCUCGACGACGAGCUUCGCCACGCCGGAAAAAUCCCAAUACAAUUCACCAGAGUACCCUGCAACUACCCGGGCUUGAACAUUGCCUUCCACGUCGAGAAUGGCUCGAAUCCGUUUUACUUUGCGAUCCUGAUCGAGUACGAGAACGGGGACGGAGAUCUCACGGCGGUCGAUCUUAUGGAGGGCGGCAGCCACGGGCAAGGCGUAUGGACUCCGAUGCGCGAGUCAUGGGGCGCGAUAUGGAGAUUGGACUCGAACCACCCGUUGCAGGGCCCGUUCUCGGUCCGGCUCACCACUCUCACUUCCGGGAAGACCCUCGUCGCCGCCGAUGUGAUUCCGGCCAAUUGGAAGCCCCUAACCACCUACAGAUCAGUUGUGAACUUUAGUAACUAGUAAUUAUACACAAAGAAUUAAUGCUAGAAGUGUUGUUUGUGAGGGCUAUGCAUUGGUUGGGGUUCGUGUAGCCACCCUUACCAUUUGCUUGUUAUAGUGUUGAGAGCACAAAUAAUAAAAAUAAGACAUGCUUGAAGAUUUAUCGAUCUGAGCCAUUAAUCCAU
Ananas comosus (pineapple) is the source of this 1037-nucleotide messenger RNA. RefSeq names its product expansin-B6-like. Bases 43 to 873 code for a protein of 276 amino acids. Gene Ontology annotation, cellular component: extracellular region. The transcript has 4 exons. Gene Ontology annotation, biological process: sexual reproduction. Lineage: Eukaryota; Viridiplantae; Streptophyta; Magnoliopsida; Poales; Bromeliaceae. The record is from RefSeq and is a predicted model, not a curated record.